Messenger RNA from Hibiscus syriacus, 933 nucleotides. RefSeq names its product putative GEM-like protein 8. The coding region runs from base 109 to 807 and encodes 232 amino acids. The transcript is spliced from 4 exons. The record is from RefSeq and is a predicted model, not a curated record. NCBI's taxonomy places the organism in Eukaryota, Viridiplantae, Streptophyta, Magnoliopsida, Malvales, Malvaceae.
CAUUUCCCAAAUCCAAAGAUUCAUCAAUCAUCUCAAAAACACAAUCUCUUCCUUCAUCAUAGAAGCAGAAAGAGAAAAAGAUUUCCAUUUCAUUAAUUCAUCAACAAAAUGAAGAAUCAAAUACUUGAUCAGGUGAUUGGAGUUCCAGUGAAAUCAACUACAUAUCGAGUUGAGAGAACACCGAGACGAUACUUACCGGAUGCUACCGGCCAGUAUCGGAUUCAAUCAUCUUCUGAAGGUUCUUGCACAUUUAGAAAAAGCAAAGGGAAUUUCAUACUUAAAAGGAUGAACGAACUUGGGAAGAAAGCUGAUACUUUUGCACAACAUGUGAGGCUGGGGCCAAAGAUCAGUGAAACAGUGAAGGGAAAGUUGAGUUUGGGGGCAAGAAUUCUUCAAGUAGGAGGAGUGGAUAAGAUAUUCAAACAAUUGUUUAGUGUUGGGGAAGGAGAGAAGCUGAUGAAGGCAUGCCAAUGCUAUUUAUCAACAACAGCAGGUCCUAUAGCUGGUUUACUUUUCGUUUCAUCUCAAAAGGUUGCCUUUUGCAGUGACAGAUCAAUCAAAAUCCCAUCUCCUAAUGGAGAAUCCCUCAGAGUCCAUUACAAGGUUAUGAUUCCACUUGAGAAAAUAAAGGGAGUCAAUGAGAGUGAAAACAUGAAGAAACCAUCACAAAAGUACAUGGAAAUUGUGACGGUAGACGAUUUUGAGUUCUGGUUUAUGGGGUUCUUUAAUCACCAGAAAGCUUUAAAAUUCCUUCAGCAAGUAAUGUACCAAAGACUACUACAUGAUGUACUACAAGUUACUUUCUAGGUGGCUUACGAUCGAUAGCGUUGCCCUUUGUUUCAUCAGAUUGUUUUUGUUGAUGAAAUGUGGAAAAAUCCAUCAAUUUUACACAUGUAUAAAGAUUUUCCUUCCAUUUAACUCCAUGAACAAAGA